CCCCGCGCCCGUGGUACCCCGACGCAUUCCCCAGUCUUCUACAUACAUAAUCCUCUCUCGACCUCUUGCUAACAACUUCUCCUCUCUUUCUCUCGUUGUCCCUCUCUCUGAUACCAAUAUGAGUCGCCCAGACUCCGCCGCUGCUCUCCCGCCCGGCCACUUCCUGGCCCUGCCCCCCACAUUCUCCAACGACGAGCGUACUUCACUCACCACCGAGUCACACGCCGGUCUCGGCACCGCUCCCAACGUCGCGUCUCUGGCCGCCGCCGACUUUGACGUCGACGUCCGCACAGGCUUCCUGCCUCCUCGCGCCAACGUCGCCCGUCUUCCCGCUCCCUAUGACGUCUGGGAGGAUGCCCUCGCCGCCGCUUCAGGCGAGGGCCCCGGCCUGGGCGUUCGUCUGGGCGGGGGGCGCCCCGAAGACGAGGCAUGGCGCGCGGCUGUUGCAACCAUGCCAGUCCUCGACAUUGACGGCCUUGUGACGCUGCCCCUCCUGCGCCGCGCUCACUCGGUCCUCGCAUUCCUCUGCCACUUUUACGUACACUCGGCGCCCCCCUCGCCUGUACCGGCGCCCACUGAGAUCCCGGCCUCGAUCUCAGUGCCCCUCCUUGCCACCUCGCCCCUCGUCGGCCUUCCCCCCGUGCUGACAUACGCCGACACGGUGCUCUGGAACGUGCAGCCCGCCGACCUUACCCGCUGCAUCAACAUGACUGACAACCCGCCUGUCAAGACGCUUUGCAGCUUUACCAACACCAAGUCCGAGGCCGGCUUCUGGCUUGUCUCGGCCGAGUGCGAGGCGGCCGGUGCCGCCGCUCUGUCUCUUAUGCGCCAGUCGCUUGACGAGCUCUUCCUUGGCGACGACCUCGCUUACCGCCGCCUCACUGUGUACCUCCGCAAGCUUGCAGAGCAGAUCGACCGCGUCGGCGACAUCACCCUCCGCAUGAUGACCGAAGUCGAACCUGAGGAGUUCUACCACGUCCUGCGUCCCUGGUUUAAGGGCGGCGAUGCUGAUGGCCCCAACUCGCCCGGUUGGGUUUUUCUCGGCGUCGAUGACAACCUUCUCAUGGAAGCCGAGAACCGUAUCGGCUCUUCGGCUGGACGCAAGUUCUCUGGCCCUUCUGCCGGUCAGUCAUCGCUGGUCCAUGCCUUCGAUGUCUUCCUUACGGUCGACCACGCCCCGCGCCCGGACGAGGACGCACAGACCGUCUCGGGUGAGGGCGUCCAGCCCGAUUCGGCACCCAUCACCCUCAACAACACCCCCAUUCACCCGGAGGCAUCGGCGGACGGGUCGGCGCCAACCGACCAGCCCCGCGUCGUCGAGGCAACAUACCUCCAGCGCAUGCUACAGUACAUGCCGCUCCCGCACCGGACGUUCCUGAUGCACCUGGCGUCGCACCCGACGCCUCUGCGCUCGGUCGUCCUCGCGCGCCAAGACACGCACCCGGACCUGGCCGACGCGUAUGACGGUGCGCUCGCCGCGCUCCGCCGCUUCCGUGACAAGCACAUGCGCGUUGUGUCGCGCUACAUCGUGCAGCAGGCGCGCCGUGCGCCCUCGCCUCGUGUCCUCGCGCUCCUCGGCCGCGCGACCGACGAGCCCGCCGUCACCGCCCCGCCGAAGACGGGCGUCGACGACGACGGCCUCCGCGGCACGGGCGGCACGCCGCUCGUGCGCUUCCUCAAGCGCUGCCGCGACAACACGAGCCGCGCCAUGGUCGUCGACGAAAAGGCGUGAGCUCCACCAACUAUCAGAACAGCCGGCAUGGACAUGUGCCGCGUGCAUCAAGGACGCGCAGUAAGACGUGGCCCAUCUACGCAGUAAGGCGCGGGCGGUACCCCUGGUCAGGGAGGGCGCG
Molecule: messenger RNA, 1853 nt
Organism: Cutaneotrichosporon oleaginosum
Lineage: Eukaryota; Fungi; Basidiomycota; Tremellomycetes; Trichosporonales; Trichosporonaceae
Biological process (GO): 'de novo' NAD+ biosynthetic process from L-tryptophan
Cellular component (GO): cytoplasm
Molecular function (GO): metal ion binding; heme binding; indoleamine 2,3-dioxygenase activity
Source: RefSeq, a predicted model, not a curated record